Messenger RNA from Gastrolobium bilobum, 2439 nucleotides. Its product is annotated as mitochondrial intermediate peptidase, mitochondrial. The coding region runs from base 43 to 2187 and encodes 714 amino acids. NCBI's taxonomy places the organism in Eukaryota, Viridiplantae, Streptophyta, Magnoliopsida, Fabales, Fabaceae. The transcript is spliced from 17 exons. The record is from RefSeq and is a predicted model, not a curated record. Gene Ontology annotation, biological process: proteolysis; peptide metabolic process. Gene Ontology annotation, molecular function: metalloendopeptidase activity.
GUUACCGCUGCCUCUGGAAUUUGCUACUAGGAAGAAGCAACGAUGUGGAGCGUUGUGAGCAGAGUUUUCCGUCACAAGAAACUGAACCCUCUCACUAUUCGCACCUUCUCCUCACUACCCACUGGUCUCUAUGGCUUUCACCAUUUAAAUACCCCAAAAGGCUUUCAAUCAUUCGUUGAUGAUGCCAUUCAAAGGUCUGGAGAACUCAUCAGUUACAUUUCUACAAGGCCAUCGGCUUCUGAAAUAAUGAAAACAAUGGAUGAGAUUUCUGAUACUGUGUGUUCUGUUGUUGACUCUGCUGAAUUGUGUAGGCAUACUCAUCCAGACAGGGAAUUUGUUGAGGAGGCAGGGAAGGCAUCAAUGAAAAUUAAUGAAUAUAUACAUUAUCUGAACACAAAUCGUGAUCUCUAUGAUGCGGUGAAGAAAGCUGAGCAAGAAUGUCAUAUACUUUCUAAUGAAGCUCAAAGGGGAGUUAGAAACUUACGUAUUGACAUGGAAAGGGGUGGAAUUCAUCUUUGCCCUGAGAAAUUAGAUCAAAUAAACAUGCUAAAUAUUGAAAUUUCUCAGCUAUGUAGAGAGUACAAUGAAAAUAUUGUCAUGGACCCAGGAACUGUUGACAUAUAUCCUUCAUCUCGCAUCCCUAAAAAUUUACAUUAUCUUGUUAAGCCUAUCUCUCGGUCAGAAUCUUUAAUAACUACGGAUAAAUCAGGGUCCAGGGGCACCCUUAAAGAGAAAGGAUUUCAAAUCACAACAGACCCACAAACUCUUGCUUCUUUGCUACAAUUUUCAUCGGAUGAUGAGGUUAGGAAAAUGGUAUAUAUAAAAGGAAAUUCUGUUCCACAUGCAAAUGUUGAUGUUCUCAAGAGGCUCAUAUCUGCUCGACACGAGCUAGCUCAGAUGAUGGGGUGUAGAUCUUACGCUGACUUUGCUGUUAAGCCUAACAUGGCUUCAUCACCAAAAGUUGUUAUGUCAUUUUUACUUGAGAUGAGCAAGAUGGUCCGAGCUAAGGCAAAAGAGGAGCUUAAGUUACUUACGAAAUUCAAGAGAGAAAAAUCUGGUCAAAGUGAUGGAGAUUUAAGGCCGUGGGAUGAGGCCUAUUACAUGACAAUGAUGAAGUCCUCUGCCUAUAAAAUUGAUUCUUCGGUUAUAGCAUCAUAUUUUUCUUUGUCAAACUGUAUUGAGGGUUUGAAGGUGCUGGUGCAGUCAUUGUUUGGUGCAACCUUUCAUAACAUCCCUCUGGCACCUGGUGAAUCAUGGGAUCCACAAGUGCUUAAGCUGUCUCUUUAUCAUCCUGAAGAGGGUGACUUGGGAUAUCUCUACCUUGAUUUGUACUCGAGAAAGGGAAAGUAUCCUGGUUGUGCUCAUUUUGCAAUCAAAGGGGGCCGCAGGAUUUCUCAAACAGAAUACCAACUUCCAAUUGUAGCUCUUGUCUGUAAUUUUUCGGGUUCACGUAAUCCAUCGGCUGUAAGGCUUAACCAUUGGGAAGUGGAAACUCUAUUUCAUGAGUUUGGACAUGCUCUUCAUUCACUGCUUUCAAGAACGGACUACCAACAUUUUUCAGGCACCAGAACAGUUCUUGAUUUUGCAGAAAUACCAUCCAACCUCUUUGAAUACUAUGCAUGGGAUUAUCGAGUUUUGAAAACAUUUGCUAGACACUGUUCAACUGGGGAAGAAAUCCCUAAGAAGCUGGUUGAGGCAAUGCAGGGUGCCAGAGAUAUGUUUGCUGCAACCGAUUUGCAACGUCAGAUAUUGUAUGCCUUAGUUGACCAGACACUUUUUGGAGAACAGCCAUGCCCUCUUGGUGAUAGUAGUUCUGUUGUUGCAGAACUGAAAAGAGAGCAUACCAAUUGGGAACAUGUGGAAGGCACACAUUGGGAGACCCGAUUUAGUCAUCUCCUUAAUUAUGGUGCAGGGUAUUAUAGCUAUUUGUAUGCCAAAUGUUUUGCUGCAACCAUAUGGAAGAAAUUGUGCCAGGAGGAUCCGCUAUCACUAAAUACAGGAUUUGCUUUAAGAACAAAGUUCUUACAGCAUGGAGGAGCUAGAGAACCAGCUUCUUUGUUAAAUGAUUUAGUAGGGGAUGGGAUAUAUAGGUAUUAUGAUGGAGGGAUAAUCCCUGAUAUUUCAAGUCUCUGUGAUGAAAUGAAACUGAUUGAAGAAUAUCAGCAACAGCAGAUCCAUUUGUUGUGAAUUUAAAGAAAUUGGACUCAACCCAACUAGCACCUAGCAACAAAGAUAUCUGCCACUGGGACACUCGGCAAAUGAGGCAGCACUAAUUUGAUUGAGUUCCAGAUCUUAAACUAUGCUGUCAAAAAUUUUGUGAGGCUUUGUUUAGGUCCUUGUGUCUAUUUCUUUAUUCAUGUAACCUUGUAAUAUUAAAAAAAAAAACUCACAUGAGAUGAAUUCAUUUUCAGAUUAAGGCACAAUUUCAUAUGUCGAUCA